AUGCGUCCUGUCCAAAAAUCCGUGUGUGCACUGAUGGUGCUGAUAGCAUCCCUGGCUUUCCUGUAUCUUCACGUGUGGUCGCCAAAGCAUUACAGUACGGUGGACAUGCGACAUCGGCCUGAUCAGCUGCCCCGGCUUUUGUUGCCCGAUCACCUGCUGGUGCCCGACAAGAAAUAUAUGCACAUUGCUUUCCGGAUCAAAGAGGAGAUUCUGCAGCUUCUUCCUAAAAAUUCCUGUAAAUGUGAAGUACAAGCAAGUUUGAACCUGCCCUUUCAGAAAGCGCUCUUUGGUCAGGAGUACUCUGCGGAAUUUACCAAUAGCUUUGAGCCUUCUGAGCUGGUGGACAUCAACAGCAAACGGGAACAGGAAUACCAUGGUUAUCAACAAAGGUCUCGGUCUCCACUUGAUCAGCUGAUCAUUGUCCAAGCCAACUCACCACUAGAAUAUCCAGUUCAAGGUGUAAAAGUUCGCCCCCUCCAGACCACUCUUAUUCCAGGCUUGAGCUUGCAGGCAGCUGAAAGAACAGUAUAUCGGGUCAACCUGACAGCAAAAAUGGGUACUUUUGAUGUGGCUGCGGAGGUAGAAGGCGUCAAAGUGGAAGGGGAGGGACAAAUGCACCUCUCCCUGUCCGGAUCCCAGCUGGACAAUCUAAACCGGCAAAUGCAGUUUGUCACCUACACUAACACCCUCUUCCAUCCUAAUACAGCAGAUAUAGUGCAGUUUUCUACUGAUGAACAUCGUGCAUCUUUCAGCAUUCGCAUCCAACAUCCACCUACUCCCAAGCUCUACUAUCCAGGCUCAUCCAGUGGUGGAGCUAGUGAAGGAACCUACAACAUCAGUGCCCUGGUCACCAUAGCUACCAAAACCUUCAUACGCUAUGACAAACUGCGAGUGUUGAUUGACAGCAUCCGCAAGUUCUACCCCACUGUGAACAUCAUCAUUGCAGAUGAUAGCCCGGACAUCGAACAUGUGCAGGGACCCCACAUUGAGCAGUACUUCAUGCCCUUUGGCAAGGGCUGGUUUGCUGGUAGAAAUCUUGCCAUCUCCCAGGUGACCACCAAAUAUGUUCUGUGGGUGGAUGACGACUUCAUUUUCACACCCCGCACCAAAGUGGAAAAGCUGGUAGAUGUCCUUGAGAAAACUUCCCUGGAUUUGGUGGGUGGAGCAGUACGGGAGAUUACAGGCUACCUCACCACCUACCGAAAACAGAUCAGCGUGCAGCCUGGUGGUGAGGCUGGAGAUUGCCUGCGAAUCCGUCAGGGCUAUCACCACAUCAUUGAAGGUUUCCCUGAUUGUGUAGUCACUGAUGGCGUGAUCAACUUCUUCUUGGCACAUACAGAGAAGGUGCUGCAAGUUGGCUUUGACCCUCGCUUCAACCGGGUUGCCCACCUUGAGUUCUUCAUUGAUGGCCUGGGUAUUCUGCAUGUUGGUUCCUGCUCCAAUGUUGUGGUAGACCAUGCCUCUAAGAUCAAGCUACCGUGGCUAAAAUCGGUAAAGGAGAAGCAAUAUGCCAAGUUCCGCUAUCCCAACCUAACAGAUGGCUUGAUGACCUCCAGACAAAAAAUGCUCUACUUCAAGAACUAUUUCAAAUGCAUGACAGGCAAUUAGUCUUUAGUGAGAGGGUGCUGAGCCCCAACCUUGACAACUGGCUCAGCCCUCAAGUGACUUGGGUCUCAGACAGCCUGCUCUGGCAGCUAGCCACAGCUCUUGGCAAACAAGCUUGCCUGUCUACUAGCCAAAUGCCCAGAACUCAGGGAGGCUUCAACACUCUCAGGUCUGAAGAGCAACUUGAGAAAUGAGCUCCAUGCUGCUUAAAAAACAAAA
Messenger RNA from Protobothrops mucrosquamatus (brown spotted pit viper), 1824 nucleotides. It is a transcript of the gene B4GALNT1, whose product is annotated as beta-1,4-N-acetyl-galactosaminyltransferase 1. The transcript has 10 exons. NCBI's taxonomy places the organism in Eukaryota, Metazoa, Chordata, Lepidosauria, Squamata, Viperidae. Gene Ontology annotation, biological process: ganglioside biosynthetic process. Gene Ontology annotation, molecular function: hexosyltransferase activity. Gene Ontology annotation, cellular component: Golgi membrane. Bases 1 to 1608 code for a protein of 535 amino acids. The record is from RefSeq and is a predicted model, not a curated record.